GCUAAUUUUAACCUUCAUUUUUUCUUGUAAAUUUCAUCCCGUCUCUUCAGAAGGAGAAUCUCUACAGCAUACAAAUUUGCAGACAUUUUCUAGCAUGAAAAUGAAGCAUUAUUUAAGCUAGUAAUCGCAGGUUUUAGCAUUAUGGUUAUAGGCUUAUAGCUAUUGGGGAAAUUUUAAACCUCUAAGCUGGUUGCUGUCUCGUAUAGACAGUGUAGCUCUGGUCAAUUUUUGAUCAUUAAGGUUAUUGCUUUAUUAAAAUAUUCAUUUGUUGGGUAAAAUUGAUGCUUUUGUAUUAUUUAAUUCACAUUCUUGGUCAUCCGGAAAGUUAAGUGGUUCUAAAAACAUUCGAUUUGAUGUUUAAUUGCUUAACGUAGUCUAGAUGAAAUUAGGACCAAGUACCUCGAUGUGAUUAUGAUAUCCAUUUUGCUCCAAGCGCUGCAUAAGCAAGACUACGUUAAGCAAACUACAUUCUUGGUCAUUCUUGGAUUGAGGCACUUGGUGGAAUUGAUGCUUGCCUGGCUAUUAAACCGUACCUUCUAAUUCUUUUUGCCUAUCUUUUAGUUGCUACAUUUGGCACUCUUGUACAGCAUACAAAAAAAUAAUCUGAGUCAGGGCAGUAAACUCAUACAUGCCCUCAUAUGUGCCAGUCCUUAAAUCCAUUUGGUGAAUCAGGUUUCAUGCUCAUUGGAUAUGCUACGACACAAGCUAUGUUUUGCCUAAUCUAUUAUUUUAGCAUUACUUGAGCUAUAAGCUAUGUUAUUCAAUUUCCAAGAUUGAAGAUUAUUCGAUGUGUGAAUUUACAUCAUAUCCCAAAUAUUUAAUCUUUUGCACUCCAUGUCAUGCAAGCCAAUAUCUUGUCAUAUCUAACAUGGAAUACCAUUAUUUUUGUGUUUGUGAUUAUCUUAGCUAUUGUUUGCCCAUCUGUAUCUAGCAUACACCAACAACAUAGCAGAAGAGUUGAAUUUGAGAGUGGAUUCAGCAAGGGUAAGAGAAAAUGAAAGUAAACUUUAAUUGAUGUGAUAAACGUGAUAUAGUUGAUAUAUACAUAUCUCACCCGAGGGAUAUAAUUGCAUAUAUAUAGUUGAUGAUCUGAAUCAAUAAAUAAUAGCCUAUCAAUUGAUGAUUUAAUUUUAUAGAGUUCAAUAGAGGAUAAUAGUGGAACAAAUAUGGUUUGAUUGUGGUAUAUAUAUGCAACUUGACCAAAUGGGGGCUUGUCUUGGAGCCUGAGAGCUCCAAACACUGAAGGGGCUCGCAAAUUGGAAGGAAAGAUGGAAGGGGAUGGAGGACAUUAUUGACAAGGUUGUUUACCAAUACCAGAAAUGGUCAUCCCCCCUCCUGUCAGGCGGCCAAGGAUCAUCAACUACCUGAAGCCUUAUGUUCUGAAGAUGCACUUCACAAACAAAUUUGUGAAUGCCCAAGUUAUUCACACCCCAACUGCUACGGUCGCAGCCUCAGCAAGCUCACAGGAAAAACUACUCAGGCCGAGCAUGGAGUCCACACGAGAUGUCGCAGCAGCUGCCAAGAUUGGUAAGCUAUUGGGGGAGCGUCUCCUACUCCAGGGUAUUCCUGCUGUUUCUGUGUUCUUAAAACGGGAACAAAAAUACCAUGGGAAGGUGAAGGCUGUCAUAGAUAGUGUGAGAGAAGCCGGUGUCAAGCUACUUUGAUGUCAUCUCAGUUGCCAUCAGAUAGUUACAACUAAUAAGCUGCUGCGACAAUUUACAGGAAACAUUCGCUCUAAAUUUAAUUGUCUAGCUUGCUCUGGUGUCUAUUCAUCUUAGGACUUGGAAAUGGUACGCUGGAAUGCUAAGAAUUUAACUCGAUGCUUAACAAUUCAAUACCAUCUGGAAAUAUGGUGACAUAGCUUGUUUAAUC
Zingiber officinale is the source of this 1872-nucleotide messenger RNA. RefSeq names its product 50S ribosomal protein L18-like. The record is from RefSeq and is a predicted model, not a curated record. Lineage: Eukaryota; Viridiplantae; Streptophyta; Magnoliopsida; Zingiberales; Zingiberaceae. The coding region runs from base 1320 to 1664 and encodes 114 amino acids. Gene Ontology annotation, molecular function: 5S rRNA binding; structural constituent of ribosome. Gene Ontology annotation, biological process: translation. The transcript is spliced from 2 exons. Gene Ontology annotation, cellular component: ribosome.